Molecule: messenger RNA, 1293 nt
Organism: Cokeromyces recurvatus
Lineage: Eukaryota; Fungi; Mucoromycota; Mucoromycetes; Mucorales; Mucoraceae
Exons: 7
Coding region: 39-1253 (404 amino acids)
Source: RefSeq, a predicted model, not a curated record
AUAUCUCCCUAUCUCCUUUCUUCAUUUUAGUAUUUAGUAUGAAGGAACAAACCUGUAUUGACUUUCGUGGAAGGAAACGUGUGACACGAUUUGAUUCGGAUUUCAAUAGGAGCAAAGUAGUCGAUUCAGAACAUGUAAAUAAAGCUUUCAGACCAGCUGAAGAGAUUCCUCUUGAACCAGUAAAGAAACCUCAAUUACCAGUGCGACAGAGUAGUCGUAUUGCUGCUACAAAGAAAUUAAAACAAACCGUUUUGAUACUUAAAAAUGAUGAACCAUCUGUAAAUGAAGCUGACAGCAUUUCUAAGCGAAAAAUGGAAUUAGUUCAAAAUCACAACAUUAAAAAACAGAAAACAGUUCAUGUUGAGCCUAUUCACGAUGACCAUCCUUUAACAAAAGAAAAAAAGAAUAUAAAACCCAGUAUUAAAGAUCUUAUUUUAAAACAAAGCCUUAAAGAAAUAACAGAGACGACUCCUGUAGAGUCAGAAACAAUUUUGGAAGAUAAACGUGUUCAAGAGGAUGAGCCCUCUAUUCCAACAGAAGAUACACCCUCACCUCCUUCAUCAUGUUUUAUUGAACCAGUCACACCUCCUACUCAUUUAACGAAUGAUCACUACAUUGCACCUUUCAAGACAUACUUGACAGAAUCUGAUAAAGAAAGAAUUGACUAUGAGAAAACAACACUUGAAAGACUUCGUAAGGCCCUUGAUAUUAUACUUACUGAUCGUGCUGCACGCAAUAGGCCCGCUUUAUACCAUCAAAUUGAACCUGUUUUGAGAAAUUCCACAAGAAGAACGAUUACCAUUUCACAUAUUUGCAAAAUUAUGUAUAUUGUACCUAGUUUAUAUCUAAUUCAACCUAAAGAAUUAAGAGAUUUUGGAGGAAAAGUGACAGAAGCCUUUUUACUUGAAUUUGGAAAGGAUUGGUUGAUUCCUCUAUCUGGUAAAGAUUUACAAAAGCGAGCUGAUAUGUUAGGUGAUGCUAUCACCGAUUAUUUCAAAACUCAUACAGAAUAUAAUGCUAGUAUCCCUGAAGCACCAUUACCAAGAUUAGGUCUUGUUGUAGAUAAAAAAGAAUGGGUGAAAGAUGCUAAGCUUCCACCAGGUGUACGAUCAUUAUUAGAAGCUCAUGAGAGGGCAAAGGAAGCUGAAAAAGAACGUGAAAAGCCUAAGCCUAAACCUACAGGAAGUGUUAAAGAUCGUAUGGCUGCCCUUCGUGCCCGACUUGCAGAAAAGAAAGCAAAUAACAAUAAAUAAAGAUUCAUUAUAAAUAAACACGUCUUUUUUUUUAUAUUUA